Messenger RNA from Acomys russatus (golden spiny mouse), 2231 nucleotides. RefSeq names its product G protein-coupled receptor 161 (gene Gpr161). NCBI's taxonomy places the organism in Eukaryota, Metazoa, Chordata, Mammalia, Rodentia, Muridae. The coding region runs from base 406 to 1992 and encodes 528 amino acids. The transcript has 6 exons. Gene Ontology annotation, biological process: G protein-coupled receptor signaling pathway. Gene Ontology annotation, cellular component: recycling endosome; membrane. The record is from RefSeq and is a predicted model, not a curated record. Gene Ontology annotation, molecular function: G protein-coupled receptor activity.
CUCCUUCGGCACUCCGCUUCUCCCGGUACCCCUCUCCCAAGUCCGUGGCUCAUUCCCGGCUGUACCGCCUUGCUUUAGAGGGAGCUUGCGCGUUUGCGUCUGGGCUUUGGAGCUCUUUGUGGGAAGAGCCUUAGGGGUGCGCCCCUUCAGUCGGCCAGACGGUUUUCAGAAGCCCACCUGAUUCUGCUGGGUACAGCUCGCUCAUUUCCCCCGGAUCCACUCUUCACAUCCCCAGGGAAGAGAGAGCAUCAGUUCGUGCCCGGGACUCAGCCGAGGUGGGCCGCGCCCCCUGCGGCCGGCUCAGGAAUGGGGGUGUGGGAAGCAGCGGCCAAGACCCUCGGCUGGAAUCCGUGAGGACCAGUGGUCCAGCAUGCCCGGCUCACCGCAUCCCCAGGUGCAUUGACCAUGAGCCUCAACUCCUCCGUCAGCUACAGGAAGGAGCUGAGCAACCUCACUGCGGCUGAGGGUGGUGAAGGGGGUGCUGUCACCGAGCUCAUAGCCAUCAUCAUCAUCACCGUAUUCGUCUGCCUGGGCAACCUAGUCAUCGUGGUCACCUUGUACAAGAAGUCCUACCUCCUCACCCUCAGCAACAAGUUCGUCUUCAGCCUGACCUUGUCCAACUUCCUGCUGUCCGUGCUGGUGCUGCCUUUCGUGGUGACCAGCUCCAUCCGGAGGGAAUGGAUCUUCGGCGUGGUGUGGUGCAACUUCUCCGCCCUCCUCUACCUGCUCAUCAGCUCGGCCAGCAUGCUCACGCUUGGGGUCAUUGCUAUCGACCGCUAUUACGCCGUCCUGUAUCCGAUGGUGUACCCCAUGAAGAUCACAGGGAACCGAGCUGUGAUGGCCCUUGUCUACAUCUGGCUGCACUCCCUCAUUGGCUGCCUGCCGCCCCUAUUCGGCUGGUCGUCGGUGGAGUUUGAUGAGUUCAAGUGGAUGUGUGUGGCUGCGUGGCACCGGGAACCUGGCUACACCGUCUUCUGGCAGACUUGGUGUGCCCUGUUUCCCUUCCUCACCAUGCUAGUAUGCUACGGUUUCAUCUUCCGUGUGGCCAGGGUCAAGGCCCGAAAGGUACACUGUGGCACGGUGGUCAUUGUGGAGGAGGACGCCCAGAGGAGUGGGAGGAAGAAUUCCAGUACCUCCACUUCCUCUUCCGGCAGUAGGAGGAACGCCUUUCAGGGCGUGGUCUAUUCGGCUAACCAGUGCAAAGCCCUCAUCACCAUCCUGGUGGUCAUUGGCGCCUUCAUGGUCACCUGGGGCCCCUACAUGGUUGUCAUUACGUCAGAGGCGCUCUGGGGGAAGAACUGUGUCUCCCCAACCUUGGAGACUUGGGCCACAUGGCUGUCCUUUACCAGUGCCGUCUGCCACCCUCUGAUCUACGGCCUCUGGAACAAGACUGUUCGCAAAGAGCUCUUGGGCAUGUGCUUCGGGGACCGCUAUUACCGGGAACCCUUUGUGCAGCGGCAGAGGACCUCCAGGCUCUUCAGCAUUUCCAACAGGAUCACAGACUUGGGCCUGUCUCCACACCUCACGGCACUCAUGGCAGGCGGACAGCCCUUGGGACACAGCAGCAGUACGGGCGACACUGGCUUCAGCUACUCUCAGGAUUCAGGGACAGAUGUGAUGCUGCUGGAAGAUGGCACUUCUGAUGACAACCCUCCCCAGCACUGUACUUGCCCACCCAAGAGAAGGAGCUCCGUGACCUUUGAAGACGAAGUGGAGCAGAUCAAAGAGGCUGCCAAGAACUCUAUUCUUCAUGUGAAAGCUGAAGUACACAAGUCCUUGGACAGUUAUGCAGCCAGCUUGGCUAAAGCCAUUGAGGCUGAAGCCAAAAUCAACUUAUUUGGGGAGGAGGCUUUGCCAGGGGUCUUGUUCACAGCACGGACUGUCCCGGGGGCUAGCUUUGGGGGCCGUCGAGGCAGCAGGACUCUUGUGAAUCAGAGGCUGCAACUACAGAGCAUCGAGGAAGGGGAUGUCUUAGCUGCAGAGCAGAGAUGAAGGCCUCAGAGGGGACUGGGGCCACAGCGGAGCUACUGGUAAUGGUGUCUGUGCCAAGACCCCAGAAGAUGUCACCACUCAGAGAACCAGAUGCUGCCGUUAAGGAAACAUCUGGUAUGCAGCCAGGAGGACUGAAAAGUACUAUCUCCAGUCUGACUGCAGUGUCUGCUGUGAAGGCACAUAUGGUCUGCUUCAGGGCCCCUGGGAUGGAAUGAAGCUUCCAAAGCACACAGAAAAAG